UGCAAUUGUGAGCAGUUGAGAGUUUGUGUAUCAAUGGUCUAGAAGACUUCCGUCCCAUCAGUGCGAAAACAAAUGAUUGAGAAUGUCACCAUGUCCAGUGAACUUCCAUUGAAUUUUCAGCAAGUGUUGCCGUUUCUUGCCGUUGCUGGGCUAAUCUUGUUGCUUAACCUGGUCUUCUGCUGCUAUCUUCUGAGGCUCAAACGAUCCGGAAAGGUCGACACUGGAUUCAAAACAGUGAACUAUACGAAGAAGAAAAUUGGAGCCAAGUUUGACAUGUGCUCCGUUUGCCUAGAAGACUUUGAAGAGGGCACAAAGAUUGGUCAGUGUCACUGCCAGCAUGUAUUCCAUAUCAUAUGCAUCUCCAAGUGGCUGCGGUUGCGCAAUACCUGUCCUAUUUGUAAUGCCAAGUUACGGCCUUUAGUGACGGAGCGCUCAAGCCUACGUGUCCAUGUGCAUUCACUACCUACACAGUCAGUUACCAGUAGCCUCUAACUGGUAAACACUACCGACCGGCAGGUACCCCAACUACAGCAGUAUGUGACAGUAUGCUGGUUACUGGGGAGAGAACUCAGUCUGGUACCAAAGUCCACCACCUUGUAGCCAGUGAUGCCAAACUAAACAAAACCAAGACCGAUGGAAAUGGGAACCACUCCAUCAGUUGUUGAAGGUGAUACGAGACUACUUUUUUGGAAAUCUUCAUUCAAAGUUGGUGAAGACAGAGACUCCUUCUAAAUGUUUCUGUUCUAUUGGGAAAGAUCACUUCAGCAUUCCAGGAAGGUUUGUCUCGGGCCGUACAAUCAUCUAAGACGAUGAUGGAAUAGGUGCCUGAGGUAGGUUUGAGGUUACCGAUAGUGACUGGCACAACAGAUUGAUUGCAACAUUUUAAUGAUGGCAGCUGCAGUUUAAUGUUGAUGGAAUAUUUUGGGUGAUGUAGGGAAUAUCUCUUGGUCUCUUUGGACACUGUGCAUGACCAUUCUGCUGUGUCACUGACAAUAAAGGAACAUCUUCUUGAAGGUAUCGGCUGUUCCAAACAGGAACUAAUUUCAUAAAGCAGUUUAAAGCACAAAAAACAGUUAAGCACAACAAAAUUGGGUUUUUUCAAGUAAAGUGUGUAAAAUGUAUCUUAACAAAUGAAAAUUUGGCAAUUUAAAAUGUUAUUGUAUCUAAAACUUUGUUAAGGGCUGAACAUCUAUCAUGAAAUCAUGUCUUCCUGGUUGAAUGCUAAUCAUAUUUUUCAGUACUGAAACAGUAAAAUUGUGUACAUAGAAAUGUAUUUAUAAAUAUAUAAAAUAUUUUUUUCUGUAAUUGGUUUUUAAGGUAUUUGGUAAUGUAGAACUAUUGAAUCAACUAACUUUUUUUCUCCAAUUACGUAUUGUCGAUUUUAAAUUGUAAACAUUUUUGAGGUUUUUUUUAAAGUAAGAUUUAAAGCUUUCCAUGGUUGUAGAAAGUGAGAACUAGUUUUGGUAUAAACAAAGAAAAUGUACUUGAACGGGAUUUGAACCAAAGACCUGGCGCUCUACCAAUAGAGCUAUCUAGUGUAUGUGGGUGUAGUCUCUGUUUUGUCAAUACAAUAGGAGACUUUCCAACGCUAGGCGGCAGCAGACAUACCGGGUAAAUUUCCAUUGUUUACGUAGUUCUGAA
Asterias rubens (European starfish) is the source of this 1641-nucleotide messenger RNA. RefSeq names its product RING finger protein 24-like. Bases 73 to 492 code for a protein of 139 amino acids. The transcript is spliced from 5 exons. Lineage: Eukaryota; Metazoa; Echinodermata; Asteroidea; Forcipulatida; Asteriidae. The record is from RefSeq and is a predicted model, not a curated record.